AUCUCUUCAUCACAGCACCUGUUAGCUGGUGGGAUAAAUUAGGGGCAAGUGAACAUUUUGCCCUCAAAGUCGAUGUUUUAGAAGCAGGAAAUAUGGGAAAGUGUAAGGAUUUGAGCGAGUUUGACAAGUGAUGGCUAGAUGAUUGUGUCACAGCAUCUCUGACUAAUAAAACUGGUUAAUCCGAAAUUACUUAAUUGAAUGCAGCCACUCUUUUAUAUCAAAUUAGUACCAGAUUACAGGAAACUUAUAUAAAACCAAUAUGAAACUGAUGAAAGAUUUAACCUGAGUGAGACUCUGAACGUACCACAGAAGGAUACCAGAAUGAUUUCCUUUAGUCAGCAGUUGUUGAGCUACCUGUAGCAGAUCUGCAGGCGUCAGAGAUCAGACAGGACCAACACUGGAAAGAAUUUCUCAGGUGGAAGCAACUUGGACUUUGUAACCUCACACACUGCCUCUGUUCCUUGAUCGCACACACAUGCAGUUGGCUCAUGUUAAGUACAUGGUAAUCGCUGUGGGUGUGUAAGGAACUGCGGCGGUAUCCUCACGCUCAGAAACUCUGAAAUCAGUGAGAAGAAAUAAAACCAAAAUACUGACUCGUUCAUGGACUCUGGUACAGUUUCAGCAGGUCCUCUAUUAGUACUUUAAGCUGAUGGAAUCAGCAUUUUCUUUUUAAUUUAGUUCGAAAGUGAAAUUUAAAAAAAUAUUACUGUUAAUUUUGAGUAAAAGAAAAGUAGAAAUGUGGAGAUUAAAAUUGUUUCAAGUCAAACAACUGCUGCGGUCUGGGACCAUGUAGUUUGCAUUUUUACUUUCUUCAUGGCUGUGAAACUUGAGCAUUUUAUCUGUAAAUCUUUCCGCCUCCGGUCUUGUGGAGGGAAGGGAAAAAGUGGAAAUAUUUCUGUCCAACUUUCAGAAUUGAGCAUAACUUCAAUUAAAUAAAUAAAGCACAUGCAAUUUGUCCCCUGAAACCUUGUGUUUAAUGUCACAGUGAUAUAAACUGUGCUGUGUUGUCAAGGAGACUUGCGUGUGUAUUAAGGGCUCAAAAUGCCCUUGUGCACUUAACACAGCAGGACAUCACUGAGCCUUUAUGGACAGUAAUGAGACUCACAGUUUGAGACUUUAAGGGUUGUGAUGAAGAAUGUCUUCUGAGUAUGUUGCAGGCAAGACAGGCAGCAUUAACCUAACACAGCGGGGGAAACUGGAGCUCUUGGAGCAAAUUCAUGCAGGAGAAGAGUCAAACUCCAAAAGAAGGACAUGCUGAAGAUCACGAACCUCAGGGCGAAGUUCAUGAAGCUCCACACUCUGGGUGACAACCUGCUCGACUCCAGCGACGAGGUGAAGGAUAAGUACUACUACGCCCUCUAUGACAUGGUCGUCCGGGGAAAUUGCUUCUGCUAUGGGCACGCCUCCGAGUGUGCCCCAAUUGAUGGAGCGCCGACAAGUGCAGAGGGCAUGGUCCAUGGCCGGUGCAUGUGCAAUCACAACACUGAGGGACUGAACUGCGAGCGCUGCCAAGACUUUUAUCACGAUUUGCCUUGGAGGCCUGCUGAGGGACGAAACACCCACGCCUGCAAGAAGUGUGAGUGUAACCAGCACUCCACGUCGUGCCACUUUGACCUGGCCGUGUACGUGGCGUCCGGCAACGUGAGCGGAGGCGUGUGUGACGACUGUCAGCACAACACGCUGGGCCGACAGUGCGAGCAGUGCGCGCCGUUCUUCUACCAGCACCCCAGCAGAAACCUGAGGGACCCAAACGUCUGUGAACCCUGUAACUGCGAGCCUUCCGGUUCUCUGGAGGGUGGCCUGUGUGACCCGAGGACAGAUGUGAUUGCCGGGCUGAUCUCAGGUCAGUGUCGGUGCAAAGCCAAUGUGGAAGGAGAGCGCUGCGACCACUGCAGACAAGGACACUACGGGCUGGGACAAGGGCCACAUGGCUGCCUGCCUUGCACCUGUAAUCCGCUGGGAAUGCUGCCAGGAGGAAAGCCGUGUGAUUCAGACACAGGACGCUGCUUCUGCAAACGCCUCGUCGAAGGACACAACUGUGAUCAGUGUCGGCCACAGCAUUGGGGUCUGUCCAAUGACAUGGAUGGCUGCAGACCAUGUGACUGUGACCAGGGUGGGGCUGUCAACAAUGACUGCGAUCCUCACACAGGACAGUGUGUGUGCAGGGAGCACAUGUUCGGGCGCCGCUGCGAUCAGGUCGAGUCCGGCUACUACUUCAUGGCUCUGGAUCACUACAUAUACGAGGCAGAGGACGCCAAGCACGGCCCUGGCGUGACGCUGGUACCUCGGCCCUAUCCUGAAGGUCGGAGUCCUACGUGGACUGGUAUGGGCUUCGUUAAUGUGCCAGAAGGAACCUAUCUAGAGUUCAGCAUCGACAAUAUUCCCGAGUCCAUGGACUAUGACAUCCUUAUACGCUAUGAGCCACAGCUACCGGAGCAAUGGGAGGAGGUGAACAUCCAAGUGCAGCGCCCCGUCUUCAACCCUCCAAACUACUCCAGUCACUGCAGUAACUCUUUCCAGAGCGGAGACCAGCAGUCGAUCUCUCUUCCACCUGGAUCCAGACAUGUGUUGCUGGUGAGGCCGGUGUGUUUUGAGAAAGGGCUGAACUACACGAUCCAACUCAAUCUGCCUCUCUACUCGUCAGUCAGCACCGUCCAGAACCCGUACACACUCAUCGAUUCGGUGGUGCUGAUGCCCCGUGUCAGAGAGCUAGAAAUGUUCCACGGAGACGUGGGAGAGCAAGCAUGGGAUACGUUCCAGCGCUAUCGAUGUCUGGAGAACAGCCAGAGCAUCAUAAAGAGCCCCAUGACCGACAUCUGUAAACAGUACAUCUUCAGUGCCUCUGCCUUGCUGCACAAAGGAGCCAUGGCUUGCCAGUGUGACCCUCAGGGUUCACUCAGCUCCCUGUGUGACCCCAGUGGUGGUCAGUGCCAGUGCCGACACAACAUCGCAGGCAGGAACUGCGACCGUUGCGCCCCGGCUACCUUCCUGUUCGGCCCUGCCGGCUGCAGACCUUGUAACUGUGACCCCCUGGGCUCUGUCAGCCCCUUGUGCCACGAGGCCACCGGCCACUGCGAGUGUGUUCCAGGGGCCACGGGUCGCCAGUGUUCACACUGCCUGCCGGGCUUCUGGGGCUUCCCUCAUUGCCGACCGUGCCAGUGUAACGGCCACAGCGAGUACUGCCACCCUCAGACUGGAGAGUGUCAGGGCUGCAGAGACUUCACCACCGGACACCACUGCGAGAGGUGUUUGAGCGGUUACCAUGGUGACCCAGAGCUGGGUUCAGGCGGAUACUGUCGCCCUUGUAUGUGUCCUGAUGGGCCACGCAGCAGACGCCAGUUUGCGGACAGCUGUUACCUUCUGCCUAAUACCAAUCAGCUGGUGUGUGUGUGCGGCCGCGGAUACAAAGGUGUCAGGUGCGACGAGUGUGCCCCGGGUUACUUUGGGAAUCCUCUGGUGCCCGGUGGGCGCUGCAUGCCCUGCCAGUGCAACAACAACAUCGACAUGCACGACCUGGACUCCUGCGAUGCUCGCACCGGCGCCUGUCUCAAAUGCCUGUACCACACCCAGGGCGACGGGUGCCAGCACUGCAAACUGGGUUACUAUGGCAAUGCUACCACACAGAGCUGCAGGAAGUGCACGUGUUAUUCAGUAGGGACGAUUCCUUAUGCCUGUUCGUCCCCCGAUGACUGUCAGUGCGACCAGCGCAGUGGCCAGUGUCCCUGCCAGCCCAACGUUGUCGGUCAGCACUGCGACCGCUGCGCUCCAGAUACGUGGAACCUCACCAGCGGGACGGGCUGCCAGCGCUGCGACUGCGAUCCUGUCCACUCGUUCAAAUCCUCCUGCAAUGAGGUUACAGGACAAUGCAUGUGCAAGCCCGGUUUUGGUGGCCGGAUGUGCCGGGAGUGCAAAGAGCUCUUCUGGGGGAAUCCAGAGGUCAAAUGUUAUGCUUGUGACUGCGACCACCGGGGGAUCUCCAGUGAGCAGUGUCAUCGUGCCACAGGGCAGUGUACCUGUGUGGAGGGCGUGGCGGGCCCCCGGUGCAACGAGUGUGCUAGGGGUUACCACGGUGAGUUCCCUGACUGCAAACCCUGCCACAAGUGCUUUGCGGCUUGGGACACCGUGGUCGAGGAGCUGACCAACCAAACUCGCCGACUGGAGGCCAAAGUGAACGAGCUGCAGACUGUCGGAGUGACGGCGCCGUACAAAGAGUUGAUUAGAAGUCUCGAGAGAAACUCCAAGGCUGUCAGAGACAUCUUGGAGAGCAACGCCGCCACGGUGAAGCUGGAGCAGAUACAGGAGCUGAUGCAUCAGAUAACUGGUGUGAUGUCCUAUCUCAAUGGAAAGCUCAACACAACCGAGGAAGCCUUGGAACUUCUUCAGAGUGAUGCAAAUGCCACCGAUGCAGACUUAGACGUGCUGACUGUUGAGGCAAACCAGUUGGAGAUGAGCGUCCAGAGGCUGAGACAGCAGGUGGACGAUGCCAAGAACGCCAACAUACACGGUGCCCUGGAGACUAUUACUGCUGCGCACACGCAGUCUAGGAUGGCGGAGCAGCGCACCAAUGCUUCUACGAGCGACCCUGGCAACACAGUCAAGCAGUCAGUUGCAGUACGGAAAGCCACGGAGGACAAUCUGAGCAGCACGAAGAAGGAAUUUGACCGAAAACAACAGAGAAACAUGCAGAAGCUGGACAAGCUGUCCAAAGAGCUCGAUAAAUUUAGCCUGUCUUCACUAAGUGAAAAGAUUUGUGGUGGAGCCUCUGAAGGUGAUGAUGGCUGCUCCACCUGCGGCGGGUUGGGCUGCACCAACAAGGAUGGAGCGCCUCGCUGUGGAGGAGAAGAGUGUGGAGGCGCUGUCACAACCGCUCAGACGUCUCUCAAUUCAGCCAAUGAGCUGGAACAGGCGAUCCUAGAAGCUAUGCAGGAGGUAGACAAGCUCUCCAGGAUGGUGUGGGAAGCGAACAUCCGAGCAAACGAAGCCAAAGCGAAUGCUCUGGAGGUGCUGAUCAAAUCCAACCAGAGCAAAGAGAGAGUGGAGCAGAGCAACGAGCAGCUCCGCAACCUCAUCAGGGAGAUUCGAGAUCUUCUCAUGAAUGAGAAAGCAGACGCGUCCGUUAUCGAGGCCUUGGCAAACGAGGUUUUGGCUCUGGAGAUGCCGACGUCGGCCGAGAAGCUUCAGGAGCUGACGGACGAGAUCAGGGAGAAGGUCACCACUCUGACCAGCGUGGAGACGAUCCUCAGUCAGAGCGCGGAGGAUGUCAUGGCGGCCGAGUCGCUGCUGAAGGAGGCUAAGGCUGCAAGCGAGAAGGCGUCUAACAUGAAGGACACCGCAGAAGUAGUUAAGGCUGCCCUGGACGAGACCGACCGCGCUCAGAGCAUCGCCAUGGGCGCCAUUGAGUUGGCCCAGAACAACACCAAGGGCACCAUGGACCUGCUGAACGCUGUGGAGUCGGAGACGGCCAAGUCGGAGCUGAAGCUCAGUAACACCACGGGCCGCCUGCUGCAGCUGGAGAGGGAGGUCGGCCUGCUGAGGCAGAACAACCUGGAGAUGAAGGAGAUAAUGGUGUCGACUGAGCAGGCGACGCAGCAGGCCAAACAGGACGCCGACGAAGCAGAGCAGGAGUUCAAUGAGAGGCUGAAGGAUAAAUUCGCUCAGGUGGAGAACCAGGUGGAGGUUAAAGGGGAGUCGGUGCAGCAGGCGAAGAGGAGGGCAGACGAACUGCAGCAGGAGGCCAUAGAGCUGCUCAAUCAGAGCAGCAGAAAGCUGGAGAGACUCAAAGAGUUAGAGGUCUCCUACGUGGACAACCAGCGCAUCCUGGAGGCCAAAGCUAAAGAGCUGGCCGAGCUGGAGCAAGCCGCCCGCAACAUGCUGGAGGAGAUGAGCCGCAAAGUAGCGCUGUACAGCACCUGUUUGUGAUGAAACCAUCACCGCCUUUGACUUUAUUGACAGUGCCAAAGUGUCUGACGUACUGCUCCUACAUGCCUGCUCCUUUUACGGCUGUUAAAUAAAAACACUAAUAUAUUUGACGUUGCCAAAAAAUGUUUCAACGACAGAAAAAAAGCUUUAAAGCUGCCAAAGACCGUUAGAGUAUUAAAGUAAGGAGUCCAGAAGGAAAGAAGCCAUCAUGACCUCGAAGCCAAUAUACCUGCAUACGUUACUACAAUCUGUGUUUAAUUGUAACUAAAUAUCUAUAUUAAAAGGAUUAACAUUUCACAUGUACUUAAUAAUCCAAAGAUAUCACUUGGACAUGGUGCCUUAACAACCAGCCAAUAAUAAACCCGACUACAAGAAAAACACA
Molecule: messenger RNA, 6301 nt
Organism: Haplochromis burtoni (Burton's mouthbrooder)
Lineage: Eukaryota; Metazoa; Chordata; Actinopteri; Cichliformes; Cichlidae
Gene: lamb1b
Product: laminin, beta 1b
Exons: 28
Coding region: 1252-5919 (1555 amino acids)
Biological process (GO): substrate adhesion-dependent cell spreading; basement membrane assembly; cell migration
Cellular component (GO): laminin trimer
Molecular function (GO): integrin binding; extracellular matrix structural constituent
Source: RefSeq, a predicted model, not a curated record